Cylas formicarius (sweet potato weevil) is the source of this 2138-nucleotide messenger RNA. RefSeq names its product thioredoxin reductase 1, mitochondrial (gene Trxr1). Gene Ontology annotation, biological process: cellular response to oxidative stress; glutathione metabolic process; cell redox homeostasis. The coding region runs from base 96 to 1691 and encodes 531 amino acids. Gene Ontology annotation, cellular component: mitochondrion; cytosol. Lineage: Eukaryota; Metazoa; Arthropoda; Insecta; Coleoptera; Brentidae. The record is from RefSeq and is a predicted model, not a curated record. The transcript is spliced from 9 exons. Gene Ontology annotation, molecular function: glutathione-disulfide reductase (NADPH) activity; flavin adenine dinucleotide binding; thioredoxin-disulfide reductase (NADPH) activity.
UUGCAACCGGUCGCAAGGAUUGACCUCAUUGCGUUUAUGCGAAGCAGCUGUUGCUUUGACUAAUAAAAUUAGAGGCCGGCCGCAAUUUGCCUGUCAUGGCGGCCGUUUUUUGUUUUCGAAAUGUCAUUUUCGGUGGCGCGUGUAAAUUUAAAAGUGCCAAUUUUUUGUUGUUCAGAAACCUGGAGCAGAAGCAAGUACGCGGGUGCGCUAGUUACGUUGGAAAACAACGAUCAGAAUAUGAUUACGACUUGGUAGUGAUAGGAGGUGGAUCCGGCGGAUUAGCUGCCGCUAAAGAGGCAGCCGCAAACUUAGGGGCAAAAGUAGCUGUAUUGGAUUAUGUUACACCGACACCUAUAGGCACGAAAUGGGGCCUAGGAGGCACAUGCGUCAAUGUUGGUUGUAUACCCAAGAAACUCAUGCAUCAAGCUGCUCUCUUAGGCGAAGCUAUACAUGAUGCAAAAAGUUACGGCUGGCAAGUAGGGGAUAACGUCAGUCACAGCUGGGAGAAUUUAAAAGAUGCUGUGCAAGCUCACAUCAAAUCUGUCAACUGGGUGACGAGAGUUGAACUGCGAGACAAGAAAGUUGAAUAUAUAAAUGGUCUGGGCACUUUUAAAGACCAACAUACAAUUUCUGUGACUACCAAUAAAGGGGAUCGUCUACUAACCGCCAAAUAUGUUUUGAUAGCUGUGGGUGGCAGACCCAGGUAUCCGGACAUUCCAGGUGCCGUUGAAUAUGGCAUCACAAGCGAUGAUAUAUUCAGUCUGAACAGGCCUCCAGGCAAGACCGUUAUAGUUGGAGCUGGAUAUAUUGGAUUAGAAUGCGCGGGAUUCCUGAAUGGAUUAGGUUAUGAUGCAACGGUAAUGAUUCGUUCUAUUCCACUGAGAGGCUUCGACCAACAGAUGGCGAACAUUGUAGUGGCCGAAAUGCAGGAUAAAGGCAUAAAAUUUUUACACAGAUGUUUACCAAAAUCCGUGGAAAAGUUGGAUUCAGGUCGGUUGAAGGUAACGUGGACCGACAGCGAUAAAAACGAAUUUAACGACGAAUUCGAUACGGUUAUGUUCGCCAUUGGGCGUCGCGCCCUAACCAAGGAACUUCACCUAGAAAAUGCGGGCGUCGAGGUGGCGGGAGAUGGCGAAAAAAUCGACGCCGUCGACGAACAAAGCAACGUGCCGAAUAUUUACGCGGUCGGGGACGUUUUGUACAAAAAGCCGGAACUCACUCCGGUCGCGAUCCACGCGGGCAGACUCCUAGCCCGUCGUUUGUUUGGUGACAGCGCAGUCACGAUGAACUACGAAAAUGUCGCAACAACAGUAUUUACCCCAUUAGAAUAUGGAGCUGUCGGCAUCAGCGAAGAGACAGCUGUACAGCGCUACGGUGAAGACAACGUCGAAAUCUACCACGCUUAUUACAAGCCAACAGAGUUCUUUAUUCCUCAAAAGAAUAUCUCGCACUGCUAUCUCAAGGUAGUUGCCAAGAGGGAUGGCGACCAAAAGGUUCUUGGCAUGCAUUACAUUGGCCCGCAGGCCGGCGAAGUGAUUCAGGGUUUUUCGGCUGCGAUCAAGUGCAAUUUAACUGUCAAAGAUUUAAUGAAUACGGUCGGAAUCCACCCAACGAUAGCCGAAGAGUUUACGAGAAUAAACGUCACCAAGAGAUCGGGCAAGGACCCCAACCCCGCAUCUUGCUGCAGUUAAAAUGCCGACCCUUUGCCAUUGGAAGCACGAAAAGUCACGCCUUUACCACUAGGUGUAGCCAAUAAGCCUCCAUCAGUAUAGGGAGCCUUUAUAUUCUUUUCACAAUUGUGUUUAAACUGGUGGCAGCAACAUUUAAAAGAAAAACGUGGUUUCUUUACUUUUAGCAACUAGUUGGUUCUUUAUUAUUAUUUAAAUGCAAAAAAAUAAAUGCCUUAAUUUUUGUCAAUUUUUUUUUAUACUAGUACUUCAACUUUAUAUGGAUCAUAAACCCAGUGAUAUUGCCCUAUUUUAUAAAUUACAACAAAUACACAAUCUAUAAAACUAUUUUUCUUUAUAUUUCGUUUUUUAAGGGGUUAUGUUGUUACACUGUUGAUUUGAUAAUAGAUUAAAAUUUGUACUUAGGGAUGUUUUAUUGUAAUGCUCAAAUAAACUUGUAUUUUCACAAUU